Molecule: messenger RNA, 4710 nt
Organism: Perca fluviatilis (European perch)
Lineage: Eukaryota; Metazoa; Chordata; Actinopteri; Perciformes; Percidae
Product: synaptic vesicle glycoprotein 2B-like
Exons: 15
Coding region: 506-2572 (688 amino acids)
Biological process (GO): chemical synaptic transmission; transmembrane transport
Cellular component (GO): membrane
Molecular function (GO): transmembrane transporter activity
Source: RefSeq, a predicted model, not a curated record
AAGGAGGCUGGCACUAUCCUUUCCUGCCCUAAUCCGUCAGCUAUGUCUCUUGUGUUGAUGCUGGUUACAGACACAGUAAGGAAACUUCAGACUAGAAUUUUAAGGCUACGAAUGAAUUUUAAGAUAGAUUUGUUGUGAAGCCUGGACACCAUCGAUUGGAUGUGAACUUCAGUUUGAUCUGUUCUGAAGUGAAAAUUGAAGACAAGAUCUGAUAGGACUCUUGAGUACCCACCUGGACCACCACAACAGAACAUGAGACACAUUACUACAUAUAUUUGCUUUUAGCUAGCAAAUCUUUUCUGUAUAAGCUGCACUGCACAUAGCAAAUUGGGUGAAUUUGUGUUGUUAGAUGUUAACAUCAUUGUUCACUAUUAACUUUAAAAGCCAGUGAUAGGUACACAGUCUCUGUAACUAAGGACUUUGACACUAGUUGGUUAGCAUAAUUUGCACUUUUUCUACUUGCUGUAAAAUUAGCUUUUAGCCUAGCAGGCUCACUUCAAGCCAAAUGGCUGACCCGUGGCAAAACAACACAUACCACCAAGGAGGAGGUGACAGCUAUGGGAGUUAUGGAGAAGGUGGUGGCCAUGAUGGAUAUGGCUAUCAGGCAGACUAUCCUCCCCAAGAAGAGGAUGCAGCAAGUGACGUGACUGAAGGACAUGAUGAAGAGGAUCAAAUGUACGAAGGAGAAUAUCAAGGGAUACCACAUCCUGACGAGGUGAAGGCUGCACAGAGAGCCGCACGGGCUAAAGCUCGAGCAGCCGGCAGUGCAGUCUCUGAACUAGAAGAGUUAUCUGAACAAUACGAAGACAUCAUGGAGGACUGUGGGCACGGGAAGUUCCAGUGGACGCUCUUUGUGGUGUUGGGCCUGGCUCUGAUGGCUGAUGGAGUCGAAUGUUUUGUGGUAGCGUUCGUUCUACCAUCUGCAGAAAAGGAUCUGUGUCUCUCCAAUGCAGAGAAAGGAAUGUUAGGUUUGACUGUCUUUCUGGGCAUGAUGGUAGGAGCGUUCUUGUGGGGUGGUCUGGCUGACAAAGUUGGCCGUCGGCGCUGUCUGGUUGUGGCACUAGCAAUAAACUGUGCCUUUGUCUUCCUGUCUUCGUUCGCCCAAGGCUACGGCUUCUUCCUCUUCUUCAGGCUGCUGUCUGGCGUUGGAAUUGGUGGCACAGUGCCGAUCGUGUACUCGUACUUCUCCGAAUUUCUUCAAAUGGACAAGAGAGGAGAGCAUUUGUCCUGGUUGUGUAUGUUUUGGAUGAUUGGUGGGAUCUACGCUUCGUUCACUGCCUGGGGAAUCAUACCCAGAUACGGCUGGGGGUUCAGCAUGGGCACGGAGUUCCAGUUCCACAGCUGGCGGGUGUUUGUCCUGGUUGCGGCUCUUCCUGCUAUUGCCUCUCUGGUUGGACUCACCUUCAUGCCUGAGAGUCCCCGCUUCCUCUUGGAGAAUGCCAAGCACGAUGAGGCGUGGAUGAUACUGAAGCAGGUCCAUGAUACCAACUGGAGGGCCAAGGGUCAGCCAGAAAAAGUCUUUACUGUGACUCACAUCAAGGCUCCUAAAACAGCAGAGGAUGAGUUUAUAGAAAUUCAGAGUGCUACAGGAACAGCUGUACAACGAUGGGCUGUACGCUCACUAACACUCUGUAAACUGGUGUUGAGGAACGUAGCAUCACUCCUCUCUGCAGAGCUGAGGUUUGCCACACUCUUUAUGGCCAUCAUCUGGUUCUGCAUGGCUUUCAGUUACUAUGGUCUGUCUGUUUGGUUCCCUGAUAUGAUCAAACACCUUCAGCAUGAGGAGUACGAGUCCAAGGUGAAGGUGUUCCAUAAAGAACGAGUGGAGAACUUCCAUUUUAACUUUUCUUUAGAGAACCAGAUCCAUAAAGAAGGGGAAUACAUCCAUGACAAGUUCAUCAGUAUAGAGAUGAAGUCGGUGAAGUUUGAAAGUUCACUGUUUGAAGACUGUCGCUUUGAAGACAUCAGGUCCACAGACACUGUGUUUGAGAACUGCACCAUCCGUUCCACUGUCUUCUAUAACACAGACCUGUGGGAGGAGAAGUUCAUUGACUGUAAGAUGGAGAACACCACCUUUGAGCACAAUAAAUAUGGCUGCCACCUGGACACUGUUGAGGAGAACGAUGUUCUAAUUUACCUGGUCAGCUUCCUGGGCAGUCUGGCUGUGUUGCCAGGCAACAUCAUCUCAGCCCUCUUCAUGGAGAAGAUUGGCAGGGUCAAGAUUAUAGGUGGCUCGAUGCUCAUCUCAGCAGGCUGCACGUUCUUCCUGUUUCUGAGCUUCAGCCAAUCAGCGAUCAUUGCCAUGCAGUGUCUGUUCUGUGGCGUCAGUGUUGCUGCAUGGAAUGGCAUCGAGGUGGUGACCGUGGAGCUGUACCCUACUUCUAAAAGGGCCACAGCAUUUGGUGUGCUGAAUGCUCUGUGUAAGCUGGCGGCAGUGCUCGGCAGCUCUAUCUUUGCCAGCUUUGUGGGCAUCACCAAAGUCGUCCCCAUCCUGCUGUCCUUCACUGCGCUAGUGUGUGGUGGCCUGGUGGCCCUCAAACUACCCGACACGCGAGAGAGAAUCCUUCAGUGAGGUCAUGUGAGAUCCUGGGGGUGGGAGUCAUAAGGGGAGGGAGAGGCCAAAACAUACGUGCUUAAUGUUGGAAGCUUUUCUUAUUGAUUUUGACUUCACUCUGCAUUUAAAAGAAAGCAGGAAUAGCUUAUACAUAUUAAAUGUAAAUGCCAACCUCAAAUUUUUUCAUGGAAACCAUCUCAUUUUGUACAGAGGGUAGGUGACCUUUUCACUAAUGGCACUGAUGGCAGGUAUAGGGUUUAGGUGUACACAAUUGUCAGUGUUUAACUGGAAACUGAGAAAACAUUUUUUAUUUCUUAGUGAGUGAGAACUUCAAUAAUUGUGUAAAACUGAUUUUAUUUAAAGAAAAUAUUCAUGCAACUGGCAACCUCAGCAUGACCUGAAAGUUCAGUCCCCGAGUACAACCCCAUUCUUGACUCCCAUGAUAAUUGGUAGAUGGCAUGUGGUUGCUUUUGCCUUAACAUAUCACUAGCAGUUUUUAACAUCUCAUUGCAUCAAACUAAUAAAGAGGCUUAUUAGCAAUGAAUACUGCAGCAGAGUAAAUUGAAGUCAAACAACUAUAUAUAUUUGUAUUGAAAUCCAAAUGUUCCUCUAUUGUGCUGUAUGUUCUGCACGAGUAUUAUAACCUCUCCUCUGGAGUUCAGUCUGAUACUAAUAUCCUCUUGCCAUUAAUACAGGGAAAAUCACUUGGAUUUACUUACACAGAAAACAUAUAUCUGAGAAAACACACACUUUACUUACUUCAUUUACUUUUCUGUCACCUGGAGUUUUGGAUCAGUGUAUUUUCUGGACAGCAAUGUUUUGACAAGGCCCUGUUAGAAAUCAUUUGGUCUGUUGAGUGUGUUAAUGUUACUGUUUUUCUUUCUCAUUUUAAAUCCACUUACAGUUAUUUUUUACCUUCUCAUUUUUUUUUACUCAUACUUGUUAUGGGCCUAAACUCUUAUUUGAAUUAUUGCAAAAAUGUCCUGUUUACAGGUACAAUAGAAAUCCUGCUGUAGGACCACACACUACCUUCCCAAUGUUGAUGAAAAAUAAAUGAUGAAAAUGCUUGUAAAUUGAAAAUUCAUCAUAAUCAUAUUUUCAAAUGAUAUGAUAAAUAAAACUUUAUGCAAGCAUAACUGCCAUUUAUCACGCAGGUGGAGUACACAAAAUGAACAUGAUAGAAAAAUUAAGGCAAAUUGAAACCAGGUGUUAAGUGAAGUCAAAAGAUGAUUGAUUAAUAACUUGUGGAAAAUAUUGCACUACAAAAAAAGAGUACAUUUGUUUGAUUUUGUAUACUACUGCAACCGCUUUUAGCAAAAAAGUGUGUCUCUAGUACAGAGAGGUGGGGAACAUGUUGAGCCUAGCUUAGCACAAAGAUAAAACAUGAAACUGCUCUUGAAACCAUGAUGUGUAAUUUUUCUGUCAAUUUCUAGAUGUGUUGAAUAGAGUAAAUCCAAUGUGUGAAGAGUGCUUUAAAAAAAUCAAUUGAUUUAUUCUUUUACAAUUUUUACACAUGCUAUGUCCAAAAUAUAUCUUCACUGACAUGAAUUAAUGUUGGAUGAACAUUUUGUCAUUUUUGUUCCAAGCCACAAGCAUUGAAGCUCAGUAAAAUUAGAUUCCAUUGUUCCUAUUGACAGCAGAAAUUUAGGAAUGACAGCAAUAGUUAAAAAUGACUGAAGUAGUUCUUAAUGAAGUAGACAGGCAAUUAUAUUAAAUGUAAGUUAAGUAUAUUUAAUGAAAGUUUUGAUAAUUCAUUAUUUACUGCUUUGCUGAUAGGAUUACUAUUAUUCUGCAAAUGAAUCAUUUUUAAGGGGCUAAAGGUGCAUAUUAAAAGUGAAAAUUUGCACACGCAUCAGAACCGGUGAAACUUUUGAUAUUGCUUGGGUGUAACAUAAUGGAUUGAUAGUACCCACUAACAACAUUUCAAAGAAGUAGCCCUUGCAGUACGUGCACUCAGCACUCCUUUUUCAUUUGUGAUGGUCUUCCCCGCCCUGUCGUAGGCACUUCUGGACACAGGUGGUGGUACAAAAUUUGCAAAACAUCAUUUUCAGUGCCACAAAGUCCACGCAGGAAAUAAAGUCUAACUCAUGUGUCCAACAGUCAAUAAAUGUGAGAAAUUAAUACAAAGUAAUAAUAAAACAUUUAUUGCAACCCAA